Arabidopsis thaliana (thale cress) is the source of this 1508-nucleotide messenger RNA. RefSeq names its product alphavirus core family protein (DUF3411). Bases 231 to 1250 code for a protein of 339 amino acids. Gene Ontology annotation, cellular component: chloroplast membrane. Lineage: Eukaryota; Viridiplantae; Streptophyta; Magnoliopsida; Brassicales; Brassicaceae. The record is from RefSeq and is marked reviewed. The transcript has a single exon.
CUCAGACACAGCUUUAGGUUUCACAGCUGGGAAAUGGGCCCGAUUGAUUAUUUAUUGUUUGUUUCGUAAGAAAACCAAAAAAAGGGUUUUUAAAGUUGGACGAGGUUCCCAACUUUUUCACCACUGGCUCCUCUGUGAUUGAUUCCAUUCCCGUCUAAAAUAUCUCAGAUCUCAGAUUUCAGAUCUCUCAGUUCAACUUUCUCAUUCAUCACAGAUCAUAGUGUACGAAGAUGGCGGCUAUGGCGGCGAAGCUUCAUAUAUCGACGAAAUCGGAUCAGAGCAAUGUGCGAUUGCCUAGACUGAUCAACCUGUCGCGUGAUCCAACCGCUAGAGUCUUGUUUCCACGAAACGGAUCAGUUUCUUCGCUCCACACCAACUUCUCUUCUCCAAAUAUAAUGGUUCCAUGCGCCGGAGGUGGUGGUGGUGGAAGCAUCGGUAAUCACGGCGGUGGAAGUGGAAGCGGAGGAGGUGGUGGUGGUUAUGGAGGUUCAGAAGAAGAAGAAUCGUCUCCAUGGGGACCAUUAGGGUUAUUUAUCCAAGGAUGGAGAUCACGAGUUGCAGCUGAUUCUCAAUUCCCUUUCAAGGUACUAAUGGAAAUGCUUGUUGGUGUUAGCGCCAAUGUACUUGGCGACAUGGCUUCACGCCCUAAUUUCGGAUUGAACGAGCUAGAUUUCGUCUUCUCCACUCUCGUUGUAGGUUCGAUUCUCAAUUUCACACUCAUGUACCUCUUAGCUCCUUCUGCAAUAUCUCAUGGAUCCUCCAAUUUGUUGCCUGGAAUCUUUAGAAGCUGUCCUUCGAGCCAUAUGUUUGAACAGGGUAACUUCACCCUUAUGAACCGUUUUGGGACUCUUGUGUACAAAGGAAUGGUUUUUGCUACCGUGGGAUUAGCUGCAGGUCUUGUUGGAACCGCUAUCUCUAACGGGUUGAUCAUGCUGAGGAAAAAGAUUGAUCCGAGCUUCGAAACGCCGAACAAACCACCACCUACGCUGCUGAAUUCUUUAACUUGGGCAACGCAUAUGGGAGUGAGCGCCAAUGUGAGGUACCAAACGUUGAAUGGGGCUGAAUUCUUGCUGGAAAAGUCAUUGCCGCCAUUGGUGUUUAAAACAAGUGUGAUUGCUUUGAGGGUUGUGAACAAUGUUUUGGGAGGAAUGUCGUUUGUUACAUUGGCGAGGAUGACUGGAUCACAGUCGGUGGAGGAGGAGAAGAAGAUAGAGAUGUCAGAGAUAUCAGAGAAGGAGAAAGAGGAUUGAAUCUCUUAGAGAGUUUCUUUUUUUGUUCCUAUGUUGUUUCUGUUGUUCAUAGGUAGAAGGCACAAGAGGCAUCACUUCUUGAGUUGAAACCUUUUUACACGUUCUUACAAAAGCAAAAGACAUUUGUUCUGGUGUGUGUCCAUCCUAGUACUCCUAUGUCAUUGGUAGGGUCAAAUUUGUUGUUUUCUGUAUCAACAUAACCAAUAAAAUAAAUCCAAUCACAAGUUCUGAUUCAGAAAUGAAGAUUGAAUGAUUUAC